AUUUAUAGAUAUAUCUUUAUAAAUAAAGUCAAAAGGUAUUAAUUAUUAAUAUAAAGUGAACUCCAGUAAUAUAUAUGUAUGUAUUUCAUUUCUCUUACAUUGUUCCAACAUUUCCAAAGUUCUAUUUGAUAAUACUGAGUGUGUUAAUAAUAUCAUGAAGCUAGGAAGCAUUCUCCUAUUUGUUGCUGCUUUGAUUGUUCUCUUCAACCUUAGCUAUGGAUCUGGUAUAGAACCCAAUAUCAAAUAUUGCCCUAAGGUUCUUACAGGAUUGAGUGGUGACUGUCUGCAUGCACAACGUGACUGCAAUGCUGAAUUUAAUGCAAGGUUUAAAGGUGCUCAGGCUCGUCGUUGUAGAUGUGACACUACUGUUAAUACACACACAUGCUCAUGUUGUAUAGUUUGUGGAUUAAAUGAGCAUCAGAAUAAUGACCUUUUUAUAAGUCAAGAUGAUUGCUUAUAAUUAUGGAAAUUUAAUAAAUAAUUACCUCAUAUCUUAUUGUAUGAGGUUUUGUA
Lathyrus oleraceus (garden pea) is the source of this 513-nucleotide messenger RNA. RefSeq lists its product as uncharacterized. The transcript has 2 exons. The record is from RefSeq and is a predicted model, not a curated record. Lineage: Eukaryota; Viridiplantae; Streptophyta; Magnoliopsida; Fabales; Fabaceae. The coding region runs from base 155 to 460 and encodes 101 amino acids.